AUGUCCAAGCAAAUCAUCGGUAACGACAAAUACCCACUCAAGCCUCACAACUCUCCCGCCGUGACAGUUCCCGGAUUAGUCUUCGCUUCUGGUCAAGUCGGUCAAGGUGACAUUGAGACUGCUACUAAACAAUCCCUUACCGCCUUGAAAGAAGUUCUCGAACUUUCCGGUUCAUCGCUCGACAAAGUUGUCAAGUUCAACAUAUACUUGAAGGAUAUGAAUGACAUGCUUCCGAUGAACGAUGUCUUUGUUGCUCUCCUUCCUGAGGGUCCUAAACCCGCUAGAACCUGUAUCCAAGCUGGUGCUCUUCCCGGUGGCCCAACCGCGCGAAUUGAAAUAGAAGCUAUCGCUCAGUUGUGA
This is a messenger RNA of Kwoniella shivajii, 360 nucleotides long. RefSeq lists its product as uncharacterized. The transcript has 4 exons. Gene Ontology annotation, molecular function: deaminase activity. Lineage: Eukaryota; Fungi; Basidiomycota; Tremellomycetes; Tremellales; Cryptococcaceae. The record is from RefSeq and is a predicted model, not a curated record. Bases 1 to 360 code for a protein of 119 amino acids. Gene Ontology annotation, cellular component: mitochondrion; cytosol.